AUGAAAAAUAGACACUCAUCAUUAGCAGUAUUGGAACUCAUACACAGGUAUGGUCCAUGUGCUGACGAGCCGCAGCUUACGAAGCCAAGAAAACCGAAGAGACAUGAUGUUGCUCGCACUCCUCUCAGCCCUGUGGAAUUUCAAUUUUACAGGGACUACAUCAUCACCAUGGGCUUCGGCACGCCAGAACAAAAGAUGUCCCUCAUUUUGCUCCCCAGCAGCGAUGUUACAUGGAUUCAAUGCAAACCGUACCAUAAGGGGAACUGCCAUAGACAGAAAGACCCAUUAUUCAACCCCUCCAAAUCCACUUCCUACUCCCCCAUCCCCUGCAAGUCCACUCAGUGCUCUAUCCUGGCUCCCGACACCCCUUCUGGCCCUACCUGCUCCUCAACUGGCAACUGCGCUUACAAACUCAAGUAUACCGAUGGCAGCGAAACUUGUGGCAACUUUAGCAAGGACACACUUACAAUUGCACCAAACAUUACGUCCAUGCUUUCAUGUUUGGGUGUAGCCAUUAUGCUAAUGGAACUUUUGGACUUCAAGAUGGAUUAUUGGCCCUCGGCAGAUCCAACUCGUCCAUAG
Molecule: messenger RNA, 582 nt
Organism: Striga hermonthica
Lineage: Eukaryota; Viridiplantae; Streptophyta; Magnoliopsida; Lamiales; Orobanchaceae
Source: the annotation of a GenBank genome assembly